GAAAAAUUCCCUUGUUUCUGAGCUGCUUUAUCCCGCAGGCUACACAAACAACCGACUGGGCGAGUCUGUGCUGAGCAGGGACAACACACACCGAACAGAGCCGCUGUUAUCCGCCUAAGCUAGCACCACGAACUCUGUUCAUCAGCAAACAUGAAUUUCUUUCUGGAAACACUUCAAGUCCUCCUUCUGUCCAUCUGGUACAACCUGGAGUCUUUAAUCUACUGCUUCCUGCCCAAGAAGAAGAAGAACAUAUCCGGCGAGAUUGUGCUGAUUACGGGGUCGGGCAGCGGGAUCGGACGCCUCAUGGCUCAGGAGUUUGCGGCUCUCAACACAGUGCUGGUGCUGUGGGAUAUUAACCAGGACGGGAUGAAGGAAACGGCUCGCCUCGCUAAGCAGAGCGGAGCCAGCAGAGUUCACUACUACCUGUGUGACUGCAGUGAUAAGAACGAGGUGUACAGAGUGGCUGACCAGGUGAAGCGGGAGGUGGGCGACGUCAGCAUCCUGGUGAACAACGCUGGGAUCGUGACAGGAAAGAAGUUCAUGGAUGCUCCUGAUUCUCUGAUUGAGAAGACAGUGGAGGUCAACACCAUGGCUCACUUCUGGACCUACAAGGCCUUCCUUCCUGCCAUGAUCGCUAACAAUCACGGCCACCUAGUUAGUAUCGCCAGCUCUGCCGGACUCAUAGGAGUCAAUGGAUUGGCAGACUACUGUGCCAGUAAGUUUGCAGCUGUAGGUUUUGCAGAGUCAGUUGGUCUGGAACUGCUGGCAACUGGGAAAGAUGGCGUCAAGACCACCAUUGUGUGCCCUUACUUCAUCAACACUGGAAUGUUUGAUGGAUGUCAAACUAAAUGGCCAUCACUGCUGCCAAUCCUGAAGCCAGACUACGUAGCCAAGAAGAUCAUCGACGCUAUCCUCACAGACCAGGUCUUCCUGCUGAUGCCCAGGAGCCUGUACCUCAUUACUGGUCUCAAGAACAUCCUUCCCAUGAAGCAGGGCAUUAUGCUGGGCGAGUACCUGGGAGCCUUCAACCUUAUGGACACAUUCAGGGGCCGCAGAAAGCAGGAGUGAAUGAAGACAGAGGAGAAGGAAAGGUGAAGAGGAGGAUGACUAAAAUGGAAGGAGACAUGGAGCAUUAAAAAGAUCCGUUUUUAAUCUUGAUCUUCACUGUGUUGAGGAGUCCAGGUCAGAGGUCGGAUUUGAAUGCUUCUCUAACGUCAAUGAUUCAUACUUGAACACGCAUAAUUGAAUGACCAUUAAUCACUGUAUAUCAUACUGUAUUAUCCAUGUUUUAUGCAUUCAUAUCCUUAAAUUACACUAUAUUUAGAUCUUAUUGAUAAUUGUUAGUAAUUGAAGCAACCAAUAUAUGUUGCCAUGGAUGAUGAGGUGAUAGAAAGGAGCCCUCCUCAUUUUUGUAUAGGAAUUUUAAUGUUAAGUGUGAUGAAUGUAAGCAAGUGCUGCCAAGGGCUUCCU
Molecule: messenger RNA, 1470 nt
Organism: Scomber scombrus (Atlantic mackerel)
Lineage: Eukaryota; Metazoa; Chordata; Actinopteri; Scombriformes; Scombridae
Product: epidermal retinol dehydrogenase 2-like
Exons: 7
Coding region: 151-1068 (305 amino acids)
Cellular component (GO): lipid droplet
Molecular function (GO): oxidoreductase activity, acting on the CH-OH group of donors, NAD or NADP as acceptor
Source: RefSeq, a predicted model, not a curated record